AUGAGUCCCGCCAACACCUCUGGCCUACACACGGACGCCAAGUCGGAGUACGGAAAGAGCAUGAACUCCUUCAAGACUCGCGGUCCUACAGUGGGCGGUGUUCGACGUUCUACGACUAAAAGGCCGACUGACGUCUCGGCUCUGCCCCUCACCUACUGCGGCCAAUCUUUCCGCAAGACAAGUGGACAGGAGGUGCCCACGAAGACCUCGGCAGGUCGAGGACUUCCACUUGGUCUCACUAUGGCAAACCGAAGCAAAAAACGUGUGCUCUGCACCACGUGCAAAAAAUCAUUUUGCGACAAAGGAGCCCUCAAGAUCCACUACAGUGCAGUACACCUCCGAGAGAUGCACAAGUGUACCAUAAAGGGCUGUAACAUGUGGUUCAGCUCUAGAAGGAGUCGAAAUCGACACUCGGCCAACCCAAACCCUCGCCUGCAUAUGGCCCACGCUGGAAAGAAGCUUCCGGACAAUGCAACUAUUGUCGAUGACGGCAGUGGCUACACCAUUGUUCGGAGGAAUCCGAUGCCAAAUGUGGUCCUAAACCCCCCAGUCCUCUCUCUCUAUGGCUCAUUUGAGGCAACGGAUGCAGGAAGGUCCGAUGAGACAGGCCUUCAUCGAGGUCAGUCGGAUUCCUCAGCAGGACCGCAGAAGGAAGCCCCCCAACUGACAGACCCCUCACCACCCGACUCCUUGGCUGGCUCGAAAGACAGCCCCCGCAGAACACAAAAGCCCGAGAAACGUAGCCGAAAGGGUUCCAAACGGGAGGACAGCAAUGAAGAGAAUGCAAAGAACGCAGUCUUCCCA
Messenger RNA from Dibothriocephalus latus, 804 nucleotides. The record is from the annotation of a GenBank genome assembly. Lineage: Eukaryota; Metazoa; Platyhelminthes; Cestoda; Diphyllobothriidea; Diphyllobothriidae.